UCAUGCAUGUGGCCAUGUAAUACAUACACUUUGUGUAGUUGAAGAUACAAUAGUAUACUUGGUAUGUAUGAACAUGUUUUCUUGUAUAAUUUAUGUAGCUUGCCAUCUUUUUUCCUCUAUUUAUAUAUCUAAGUCUCUCACCUCUCUCUCUGCAUUUCAUUUCCUAUAUUUUCUUUGAUUCUUCUUUCCACUGGAUUUCUCUCAUUUUCUUUUUGUUUUGUUUUAGCUUUGCUUGAAUUAUGGCUCCAGAAAUGUCAAGGCAAGGAGAAGCCAAAGGAACCUUCACAAAACACUUCCAUGACCAAUAUGAAAAAUGGCUCAAUCCUCCAACCGAAGACAACAACAACAAGAGUACCAAAAUCAAUCAUCUUUGUGCAGGAGCUUUGGAGAAGAGGGACAAGGAUGACGAAGAGGAUCGUGUGGAAACCGACUCUUCACCUCCGGGCCAUUAUAUCCAUGGGUUCGGGAACGAGAUCAAGUCAUUGAAGAACUUCUUGUUGGAUCAAAAAGUUUACAAGGAGUUCAAGAGUCUUGUGAUUGUCGGAGAAUACGGUGUUGGGAAGACAACAUUAUGCAAGGUGAUCUUUAAUGAUUAUGAUGUGAAGAGUGUUUAUGCCCCGAGGAUUUGGGUUUCUAUGCGUAGCAAUGAAUCUAAGGAGGGAUCACUUAAUGGGAAGAUAUGUGUGUUGAAGAAGAUCUUGAAGGGUCUUGGAGUUGAAGAUUCGAUCUUCGAAUCCAUCCGUAGAGAAGUAGUAGAAGAAGUUGCAAACAUGAUGGAAGCUGGAGAAAUUGAUGGAGAGACGGCGGAAGAGAAGGAGGUCGCUGCUCUUCUCUAUGCACUUCACUUGAAUCUGAGGUGGAAAAAGUAUCUGAUCGUCUUUGAUGAUGUGCGAGAUGAGGACAACUGGGACGAGAUUCUUCAGGACGAUGAGGAGAAACUGAAGAAGGAGAAGAAAUGGGGAAAGUAUCUGUCAGAUGGAUUCCCUGAAGGAUCUGGUGGAAGAGUCAUAUACACGACAAGGGAUGAGAAAGAGACACUAGCAAAGAAGCUAGUUGCAGAGGAACAUGAGAUACAUCGUCUUUGGCCUCUGACUGACACUGGAAGUGUCUGGAACAUAUAUAAAGAAGCUUUGGAAGAUAAUGAGGAAACGCUCCCAAGGAACGACAAGAAAUGCAUAGAUGAGCUAAUGAACAAGUCUCGUGGUUUUCCUUUAGCUGCUACACUAUUAGCCACGCUUGUUCCCGUGUUUCUUGAUGAUGAAAAAGCUGACCAGAACGGUUCCACAAAUGGAACUACCGAACCAGCCAACAACACAACAACACCAGAAGAGAUGGGAACUAUUCCACCUCAGAAGGCUUGAGAUAUUUAAAAACCCCCUUUUUUCCAUUGUGUGUGUGUUUUUUUUGGUUUGUUGUUAGUUCUGUUGUAUCAGUAAUCCGUAAUCAUAGAUUCAUAAUACAUUUCUUCCUUUAACUCAUUGAUUCAAAUGCCUCGCAUAACAACAACACUCGAAAACAUAACCAGAAAUACAUCAAACGGGAAACGAUGAAGCAAAACGCACACACAACAAGAACAACAACAAAAAAAAAAG
Molecule: messenger RNA, 1592 nt
Organism: Camelina sativa (false flax)
Lineage: Eukaryota; Viridiplantae; Streptophyta; Magnoliopsida; Brassicales; Brassicaceae
Source: RefSeq, a predicted model, not a curated record